AAUACACGAUGUCUAAUUUGAAUUUGUUGUAUAAACAUCCACAUAAAUUAUAAAUGAAUCUAAAUUUAUAAAUCAUUAUUUACUAAAUCUAAGAUAAUUUUCUUACCCCUUAAAAAUAUUGAAAAUGUUAAAGAUAUUUUCUUUUGUAAGAAAUCAAAAAGCUUUAAAUUGCGACUCUUUAAUUAAGAGGCAUUAUGCAGUAUCUAGUAAAGGAAAAAUUCUAGUUGGUGGUGGAACAGGGUUUACUGGACAACGUUUAAAAACAUUUUUGAUUGAGAAUAAUUAUGAUGUAAUUAUUCUUUCAAGGAAUAAAAAAAAUAGUGACAAAACUCUUUCUUGGGAUGAUUUAAUUGAAAAAGGUUUACCAAGUGGUACAAUUGCAGUUAUCAACACGGCUGGAGAACCUAUAAUGAACCCAUUUAAAAUGUGGAACGAAAAUUUUAAAAAAGAAUUAUGGAAUAGUAGAAUUAAUACAAAUAAAUUUAUUGUAAAUGCUAUUCAACAGACUGUAGAGAAACCUAAAGCAUUUAUUGUAUUUUCAGGGGUAGGAAUUUAUCCACCAUCCAGUACUAGUGUCUAUGAUGAAAAUUAUCAUCCUAUAAAAGAAUUUGAUUACUUCUCAAAAUUAGUUAUUGGCAUAGAAAAAAGUGCCAAAGUAAAUUUAGAUUCUGUGCGAUCCAUUGCCAUAAGAUCAGGAGUUAUACUAGGAAAAAGUGGUGGUUUAGUAAAGCAAUUGUAUCCAUCUUUCCUUUUUGGUCUUGGAAGUGAAAUUGGAAGUGGAAAACAAUACUUACCUUGGAUUCAUAUAAAUGAUAUUUGUCGUUUAGUUAUUUUUAGUAUUGAAAAUAAUACAAUUAAUGGAGUACUAAAUGGUGUUGCUCCUCAGACAAUUACCAACUCUGAAUUCACCCAAAGUUUUGCUAAAGCAUUGAAUCGACCAGCUUUUUUUAAACUUCCUGGAAUUCUAUUUAAUUUAGCAUAUGGACCAGAAAGAGCAACUAUGGUUCUUGAUGGUCAAAAUGUUAAACCAAAGAAAUCACUAGAAAUGGGGUUUAAAUUUGAUUAUGAUACUAUAGAUAAAGCAAUGAAGCAAAUUGUCAAUGAAUAAUUUAGCUCUUUAAUUAACUUCACUACUAUGAGUAAAUUAUGAUAAUGUUUUUUUACUAGUCUGAGAUUCAUUUCAUUUGAAUUUGUUGUGUGAUUAUAAUACAUGUAAUAAAUUAAUACUGUAAUAUAUUAUUUUUAUUUACA
This is a messenger RNA of Daktulosphaira vitifoliae (grape phylloxera), 1251 nucleotides long. Its product is annotated as epimerase family protein SDR39U1-like. The record is from RefSeq and is a predicted model, not a curated record. Lineage: Eukaryota; Metazoa; Arthropoda; Insecta; Hemiptera; Phylloxeridae. The transcript is spliced from 6 exons. Bases 125 to 1108 code for a protein of 327 amino acids.